UAUAAUGCCGUUAGGUGGCCAUCUUCUGAUUCGAAUCUUCUUAAUCAUUUUGAAAGAAAAUGUCUUCGUUUAAUUCUGUUUAAUUUCUCUUCUCUUCUCAAAAUAUGGCUGCAAUAUUAUCGCAAUAUAGUACUACGGGCUUCUAUAAAGCACCUGUUUCUAAAGGCUUAUUUGGAUGUAUGUUCUUAACAUCAUGUGCUUUAAAUGUUCCAUUAUUAGCUCACGUUAAACAAUAUGUAAUAUAUAGCAUCCCUAAUAUAUUUGAACAAUAUGAGAUAUGGAGAAUUAUAACUUCUAAACUUACUUUCCUUGACACAAAAGAUUUGGUUUGCGGAACCUUACUGAUUUAUUAUUUUAGAAUAUUUGAACGUCGUUACGGAUCUCAUAAAUUUUGUUCUUAUUUACUUGCUGUGUGUACAGUUGCAACUGUGUUAGAAUUAACAACUGUGUAUGCCUUAAGACAAUUAGAUAUUUAUAUUUCCUAUCUACCAACUGGCCCAUAUGAACUUAUCUUUCCUCUAUUUGUGAAUUAUUUCUUGGACAUUCCUCGAGUUGCCCAAAUUCAUAUAAUGGGUGUUCCUGUGACUGGAAAGACACUGACUUAUCUUCUUGGUUUACAGUUAGCUGGCUUAAUAUGUCGUUGGAAUGUCUUGAGAAUUCAGCAGUGGAUAAGGGUUCCAGAUUUCUUAUCCAAAAUAGCUGCACUGACAUUAAAAUGGCUUCUAAAUUCCUCUCCUCCUCAAGAGGGAACUUUACCCAUGGGGGCUACUCUUGAAAUUCAACGACAGCAACAACUUGAACUAAUCGAAGAACAGAUGCUUUUAGCCAGAGCUCAAGAAUUCAGAGAAAGGGGCAACAUGCAGACCAGACAAUCUGCAGAAAGUUUUGCUAAUAGAUUUAUGCAGCAGGAUGGUGGAAUUUUUCAGAAUUACAACAGAAGAGAAGAAUGGGAAAAUGUAUUUAAUAUGAGAAGAAGACAGCCCAAUCCAAGAGAAGAAGGUUUACAGGGAGAGAAUUUUAGUGCUAAUGUUGAGAAUGAAAGUACUUUUCCUGUUGUUGAAGAACAGGUGCAAAGAUUAGUUGAAAUGGGUUUUGAUCGUCAAAGUGUGAUAAGAGCGCUUCGAAAUUCAAAUAACGACAUUAACUUAGCUACAUCCAUCUUGUUAACGGAGACAUAGUUUCUUUAUAUGAAUAUUUAACAGCCAGUAAAUAAUAGACUGCUUUGCAAAAUAUUCUUUGCUAAAUUGU
This is a messenger RNA of Centruroides sculpturatus (bark scorpion), 1248 nucleotides long. RefSeq names its product ubiquitin-associated domain-containing protein 2-like. The coding region runs from base 105 to 1178 and encodes 357 amino acids. NCBI's taxonomy places the organism in Eukaryota, Metazoa, Arthropoda, Arachnida, Scorpiones, Buthidae. The transcript has 9 exons. The record is from RefSeq and is a predicted model, not a curated record. Gene Ontology annotation, molecular function: protein binding; serine-type endopeptidase activity.